AUGUAUAAUCAAAGCUCUGGAGGUCACGGUGACAUGCCCAAGUUGUCAUCGCAGAGGAUCUUGCCCCGUGAAAUGCACAAGCAAGCUCCAGAAGACAAUGAACCUGAACUUGAAAAGGGUUGGUUGUCGCGAGUUUCGUCUUAUCUUUCUUUUGGUCAGAGCACUGAGACUACAACAGAGUCUGAGCCUGAUAACAAGUCUGUUCAAACAACUCCAGAAUCUAAACCGCCUGCUGCCUCGGGUGGUCAAAUUCCGGCGGCUGAGACGAAGAGUCAGUGA
Penicillium soppii is the source of this 279-nucleotide messenger RNA. RefSeq lists its product as uncharacterized. NCBI's taxonomy places the organism in Eukaryota, Fungi, Ascomycota, Eurotiomycetes, Eurotiales, Aspergillaceae. The record is from RefSeq and is a predicted model, not a curated record. The transcript has a single exon. The coding region runs from base 1 to 279 and encodes 92 amino acids.